GCUAGGGCGAUGGUCGCCUUCUCUCUUCUCUGAGGGGAGAGGAAGGGGAGGAGCAGCAGGGAGGGAGGGGAGGGGAGGAGCUAGGAAGGGAGCAAGAGCGGGCAGAGGGAGGGUUUCGUGGCUUUGUGGAUGCGAAUAUGAUGUGGUGAGCAGAUCGGUAGCCGAGAUUGCGUGCACAGGGACGCAGGAGGCUCGGUGGCGAACAUUUUGGUGUUAUCAGCGGGCGUUCCCGAGGUCAGGAUGAGCGUGGGACCUCGAUAAUCUGACUCGUGGUGUUCUUGGAGAAAAUGCAAUGGCUUGUGGUGGACUAGCGAUCAAGAAUGGAGAUCUGAGGCCCGAGGAUUGUAAGAUCCGCUUCCUGUGAGGCUCUGGACCUUAUGUUGAGUUAGAUGAGGGUCGAGGGAGGUGGGAUGGUUGUCAAUUGAAGGUGUAGCUAUGUGGAACUAUCGGGAAGCCUGGGAGAGGGGUGAUGGAAUGUGGUGAUGAUGCGAGGAGUCGCGAAGACGGAAACCGUGAGCGCAAGUAUCGUGUUGUAGGUUAGGCAUUGUUGAAAAAGGUUCAUGCCAGGGAUGCGUUUGACUUUUUAGUCCACUGUGAUUGUGCCGGUCGAGAGAUUGCCUGUCCGAUCUCUUCUUAGAGCCACGCUUCUGUUGUCAAGCUGCAGAACCUGUAAUUGGAGCUCAGAGCGUAGGAGCUUUGAGCUUUGGGGUCACAGUUGCACUCCCGGGAGUGCACAUUUGUUGGGCUGUCAUAACCUUGGGGCCGUAAGACCAUGCUGUGGGUGACCUAAAUUUCAAUUUGAUUAGCUUCCGACACUGCUCCGGUCACGUCCCUCCAUUUCAUCCCUGGAUCUCGUCUGGAAGGAGGCAAAUGACCACCUUGAGGCUCAGCACUGUAGAGGCCUGUGUGCCACGGCUGUGAUUUAUGCUCUCUGGUGCCACCUGUCCUGUUUGCGGGAACUACCAUGGGUGCUUUGUGGUCUUGGAACAUGGAUGAGCGCUGUUGGAGGGCAGUCCCCGAAGUAAAAACAUUCCAUUCGCAUUCGUCCUGGUCUCGUCACAGUGUUCUGGACCUGUUUAUGUUAGGGGCGUGGUGAAAUCGAAGCUUUUGCAUCCUAUUGCUGGAAGAUCUUGGAACUGGCCAGCAGGGACUUGUUAAUAAUCGGUGUUGUCGAAGGGUCGGUUUUUACAGCAGACGCGCUACGCACUGCGCUAGACGAGCGUGAGAAGCAUUGGGAAACACUGGGGCCGUAGAGACACCAAUGAAGUCGACCUGAGAGGUUGUUUCUGAGGAUUAGGCGACGAGGAGGUACUAGUAUAGUGGAGCGUUCGAAUCGGUAUUUUAGGUCAUCACUGAAUAAAUACCAGAAAAAUUAUGGAGAGUUCAGGAUCAGCAUCGGAAGGAAUUCGGACUGGCAUUUCAAGAAGGUAUGGGAUGCCAUUCGCUUCGAGUUUACUACCCGCCCCUAUCUCGGCCAUUCUCGAGUUUUCGGGGCUUAUUCGUGGCCGAUCUCAUUAUGCUGAAGUUGAGAAUCAACCGUCAUCAGGAUCGUCUAAUGGUGACAGCGAGAGAAACGGUGAUAGCGGUGCAGAGGUGUCUAUUAGAAUAAUUGGUGAACAGGACGGGAGCAGAGGGAGCCAGGGGUCAGCAAACUCCCAUGGUAGAAACUCAUCAGAGAGUGGGGCUAGUACUUCACAAGUACCCCUCUCUUCUCUUUUACCUACAAUGAGAAUACCUCCCGCGGAUAACGGUAGUAACUCGUUACACUCUCCGCGGUCUCCGAAUACGGAGGAGAGAGGGGAAGUAUCUGAGAAUGGAAAUACAGGAACUGGGAGAGAAGUGGGGGGCCAGAGGUAUGACUUCCAGCAGCUCGCGAGGUGGAUUGAGCAGGCGUUGCCCUUCACGAUUCUUCUGCUGAUGGUCUUUAUACGACAGCAUUUACACGGUUUCUUUGUAACUUUCUGGAUUUCUGCCGUGAUGAUUAAAGCAAAUGACCUAUUGCGCAAGCAAACUGCUCUAAAGGGCGAGAGGAAGACUAUCGUUCUUGUUGCUAUUGCACUUGUCAUGAUCUCGCACAUUGUCGGAGUAUACUGGUGGUACAGCGGGGAUGCACUGUGGAGGCCUUUGGUCAUUAUUCUUCCACCCCGAGAGAUUCCAAGGUUUUGGCACGCAAUAUUUAUCAUUGUUGUAAAUGAUACAAUGGUAAGGCUGAGUGCCAUGGUGCUAAAAAUUGGACUUCUUCUCUACUACAAGAACAGCAGAGGUCGAAACUACCGACGGCAGGCUCAGCUUUUGACACUAGUGGAGUAUAUAUUGCUACUGUAUAGGGCACUUAUACCGGGUCCUGUCUGGUAUCGCUUUUUCCUGAAUAAGGAGUAUGGAAAUCUGUUUUCAUCUCUUACAACAGGCUUGUACCUGACUUUCAAGCUCACCUCUACCUAUGAGAAGGUCCAAACAUUUAUUGCGGCACUUUGUGCUCUAUCUCGACGGGAGGUGCAGUAUGGGGCCUACGCCACGUCAGAAGAGGUAUUAGCAGCAGGAGACAUGUGCGCCAUAUGUCAAGAGAAGAUGCAUGCGCCUAUUUCUCUACGCUGCAAGCAUAUCUUCUGCGAAGACUGCGUCUCAGAAUGGUUCGAGAGAGAAAGGACUUGUCCACUGUGUCGGGCAGUGGUGAAGUCAGCAGGGUUGAGAUCGUUUGGGGACGGCUCCACUAGCCUCUUCAUUCAAAUUUUUUGAUGGAUGCCUGGAGUUGUACAAUUAGAUUCCACUUGCCCCCAGGUUUAGGCUGGAGUGUUCACCACACCCUCAAUGUGAAUUGUUCUUCUUAGUCAAGGUAGAGGUAUUUGUAAAAAUUUAUGCGUUCACCAAUUGAAGCAGGGAUCCCUCGAAUCACAUAUAUUUAGGGAUGUCUGUUCGGACUUGAAACAAUUGAGCUGCACUGAAGUUGUCGCCAAUGAUUCGUGAUUACUCAAAUUACCAUCUCAUGAAAAGUCCAUUUCAUGGAAAGUCCGUAAAAGUUAAGUUGCCCAUACUUAUUUUGGCAUCAAGCGACAGUGGCUAGCAGCCUGUAUUCUAAGGGACUCGAGGGCCCAAGCCCUUCUCCUCCAUCCUUUUACACAGCACGCACGCAAUCAACAAAUUCUGUUGUGUGCGAUCUAAUUAGUCUCAAUGCGGAGCUCAAUAGCAGUGCCUCUGUUAAGGUUAGCCCUCGGUCAUGCAUUUUGCUCUUAUGAUGUAUUAUCUUCUCGUUUCUCUUAAUCUCCACGAUCUGAAGUGCAUGAGUAUAGUUGGUGAGAAUAAACGGCCUCUUCAAAUUGCAGGACUCAGUUGAAGGGGCCUCUUCAAGGCAAGGGAUAGUUGCGAGAGGAAAUGCUCCUCGUGAAGAUGACUGUAAAGGAGUCCAGGUGGUUUUUAUCAUUUUCAUGUUAACCCGGAGUGCUUUCCUGGAUGGACUAUCUAUCAGCAGCACCUGUUUUCGAGAAAACAAUCUUAUUUUAAUUGGUCGAAGUUUUGCUCUGGGUGCAUGUAUCGCAGCCUUACCUUGACUACUU
Molecule: messenger RNA, 3551 nt
Organism: Marchantia polymorpha subsp. ruderalis
Lineage: Eukaryota; Viridiplantae; Streptophyta; Marchantiopsida; Marchantiales; Marchantiaceae
Source: the annotation of a GenBank genome assembly